AUGCUAGCUGAGCGAUAUGGAUUGAAAGAGACUCACCAUGUCUACCUUGAGGAAUCUGUGGCGAUGUUUCUCGAGACUGUUGGUCAAGAUAAGACGAAGCGGGAUAUUGCUGCAAGGUAUCAAAGAUCAUUGGAUACGUUUGCGGAGGAUACAUUAAGACCACAAGAAGGCGAGUUUGGAAGAGUGAGUCCGGUUUUGAGGAAUGAUGAUCGGUAUUGGCCUCAUUUCAGAGAUUGUGUUGGAGCACUCGAUGGAACUCAUGUGCCGGUUCGCCCUCCAAGUCACAAUGCAGAAGCAUAUAAAGGUAGAAAGCAAGAUCCUACAAUGAAUGUUCUUUCUAUAUGUAACUUCGACAUGAAGUUCAUAUACGCAUAUCUCGGUGUACCUGGUAGAGCACAUGAUACAAAGGUUUUGACUCAUUGUGCGAGGAAUGAGGCUUCUUUUCCACAUCCUCCUCCUGGAAAGUAUUAUCUAGUUGACUCGGGAUAUCCGACCAGGACGGGGUAUCUUGGUCCGCAUCGUAGUAUGCGAUAUCAUCUUGGUCAGUUUGCUAGAGGAGGACCACCUGUUAGUGCACGAGAGUUGUUCAACCGAAAGCAUUCAGGAUUGCAAUCGGUGAUUGAGAGGACAUUUGGAGUACGGAAAGCAAAAUGGAGGAUUUUGGAUCAUAAGCAUCCAAAGUAUUGUCUGGUCAAGUGGAUUAAGCUCGUGACAGCGACGAUGGCGCUACACAACUUCAUACGUGAUUCGCAUCGGGAAGAUCAUGAUUUUGUACAAUGGCAAAGUGAUGAUGAUGGAGAAGCAGAAGGAGAAGAAGCUGAUAGUGACAGUGAUGAAGAAGAAGAUGAUGAUGAUGGUGGUGGUGGUGGACAUACUGUAUAUGAGCCGACUGGUGAUAGAGCGAUGGAAGCUUUGCGUAAGAACAUCACAGAUGAAUAUGGUAGAGGUCGUUUACCGUAUUAA
Brassica napus (rape) is the source of this 963-nucleotide messenger RNA. RefSeq names its product putative nuclease HARBI1. The transcript is spliced from 2 exons. The record is from RefSeq and is a predicted model, not a curated record. Bases 1 to 963 code for a protein of 320 amino acids. Lineage: Eukaryota; Viridiplantae; Streptophyta; Magnoliopsida; Brassicales; Brassicaceae.